AUGGAUCCCAACACAACUCCAGCCCUGGAGCCGCCUCCCGGGGAGGUCAGCAAUCUUCAUGAUCCAUACUCUCUCCGUGUUUACAUGUACAUUACAGCAUCCCUGGCGCUGACUCUUUCAACUGCUGCGGUCAUUCUUCGCAUCUAUACCAAAGCCCGGGUGACACGAAGCGUGCAAUUCGAGGAAUACAUCUUGAUGUUAUGUCAACUCGGAAAUUUCGCUUUCACAGGCGUGAUGAUUUAUGCGGUGCAGCUGGGACAAGGAACCCAUCAAUGGAAUAUCUCCAUUGCGCAUGUUCAACGGCUUAUUCAGCUCGCAAACAUAAUAGAAAUUAUAUACUGCCCUACUAUCCUCGGCGCAAAAACCGCAAUGGUGUUACAGACAAGGAGAUUCUUUGUGGUUAACAGUCGCGGGAAGGUAUACUGGCUACAUGAAGUCCUGCUAUGGACCAAUGUGGCGUGCUACCUUGCCCUGAUGUUGAGUUUUAUUUGCGCCUGUGUUCCCCGGAACAAGCUGUGGGAACCAACAAUCCCAGGGAAAUGCGUAUCAUCGAAUGGCAUUCUCAUCGCUUCGUCGGUUCUCAACGUGAUUUCCGACGUUGCUAUGCUUUUACUCCCUCUGUGGGUGGUGAAACAGCUUCAGCUUCCUCGAAAAAUCAAAAUAAUGCUCAGUGCGAUCUUUGGGACAACAGUUUUGGCCAGUAUAUCAAGCACCUGUAGACUGAUAUAUGGAGUGAAGUUAACUCACACUGAGGAUUUCACCUGGGGAAUAAUGCCGGUUGGGCUUUGGGCUGUCGCUGAAAUUGCCAGUAUUAUUAUCGCGAGCUCAUUCCCGAUGCUGCCAGGGUUUGUCAAAUAUAUUAAAGACCAAGCAAGGUCCGGUCAAGGACAAUCAUCAUCGGGCAAGUCAAAUUACAAUGUGUCUGGGCCAGGGCAGAGUCAGAGUGUUGUUUUGAAUAGUAUCAAAGGACAACGAUUUUCGCUCAACAAAUCUCGCGACCGAAACAGUUAUCAUCAGAUACACGAUUUCGCUAAUGGAAAUCACAAUGCGGGAGAUAUCACGAAAACUAUCCAUAUUCAGACACAAUCUGACCCAGUGUAA
This is a messenger RNA of Talaromyces proteolyticus, 1101 nucleotides long. RefSeq lists its product as uncharacterized. NCBI's taxonomy places the organism in Eukaryota, Fungi, Ascomycota, Eurotiomycetes, Eurotiales, Trichocomaceae. The coding region runs from base 1 to 1101 and encodes 366 amino acids. The record is from RefSeq and is a predicted model, not a curated record. The transcript has 4 exons.